CUUCGUUCUGUUGUGCGCAAUGGACAACCUUUAUCCCCCUGCAUGUUUUACUUUUGUAUUUGCUGGACCUUUAGUUCUGCUACCUUUUAAAUGAGUGAAUUCAGCGAGUUCUUUGUGCCCUCGUCGGAUAACAUCAAGUUGCAUGCGCGUCUGCGGACACCGAGCAACCCGCGGCGUAUGCCCUCGGGUGAGGUGGGGGUAUUUCUAAUCUGCCAUGGCCUGCUCGACACGAAACACGCAACACUGUUCCAGGGCCUGCAGCGCAUGCUUCCGUAUGUGUCGAUUGCGUUUGAUUUCCGCGGCAGCGGACACAGCACCGGAACGACCAACUACGGCAACUACCUGGAGGAGGCCGAGGACAUCCGUCACAUGGUCGACCACAUCAAUGGACAGGACGAGCAGCGUGUAAUUGGGAUAAUCGGGCACUCGAAGGGCGGCUCGAGCAUGUUUUUGUUUGCGCAAAAGUACCCAGCAAUGUGUCCGCAGUUGCUGAUAAACUUGUCGGCGCGGUACUGGCUGGACCAGGAGAUUGCGGGCCGCUGGAAACCCCACCAUCUGGAGGCACUGGAGAAGGAAGGGGUGUUUAUGUGGCGCAAGUUUGGUGGGACACCGGCGGCAAAAGCCCCCAUGGUAGAUGACGGGUAUGCAGGGCUGGCGUCGGUGGAUGAUGUGCCGAUGCGCGAGUACUGGGUGACGGCGGACCAUUUGCGUAUGCGCAAUGCUACAGAUAUGUCGGUGGUGCAGCGGCUGCCGUUCCAGCACUGCUAUGUAUUGAAUAUCAUGGGCAGCAAGGACAAGGUGGUGCCGGAGCGCGACGUGUGGGAGUACGACCGGGUGAUGCGGCUCGGGGCGCCGGACUCUCACCGCGUCGUGACCCAGGUAGUCGAGGGCGCGUCGCAUUUCUGGAGCAAGCAAUUCGAGCUCGCGGCCAUUGAGGAUAUCAUUAGCAGUUGGCUUAGCAAGGUCCUGCCAUUAGCAAAGCUUUAAUAAAUAUAGUUUCAGUACGAAGUAGUAGCCCACAGCUUGACGGCAUCCCGGAACGCCUCCUGCAAGGACGCUAAUUUCUGCUGGACAUCCAGUAUACGGGUUUCGUCUUCGGCCAGGUGGCGACGCGACAUCACGAGCAUGCGCUCAUCAUUGGCAGUCAGGUCAAUGUCGCCGUGCAGAUACUUUUCGCGUAUCUUGGUCUGCAAUUUAAUCUGAGUGUGGGUUUCGGCCUGCAGGCGGGCGAGCUCCUUCAGACGCAGCUCGAGUUCGGGCCGCUGGCGCUCCAGGGAGUCGUGGGCCAGGGCAGCCAGGUAUAAAAGGGCCUUUUCGCGUGCGUUGUGGGUCGAGCGGAGGCGGUCGCUGAUGAGCUUGUAGAGGAGUUGGUCGGGUGUUGCGUGAGGCGGCAUGAGUGGGGGAAAA
Messenger RNA from Linderina pennispora, 1407 nucleotides. Its product is annotated as alpha/beta-hydrolase. The record is from RefSeq and is a predicted model, not a curated record. The transcript has a single exon. The coding region runs from base 91 to 987 and encodes 298 amino acids. Lineage: Eukaryota; Fungi; Kickxellomycota; Kickxellomycetes; Kickxellales; Kickxellaceae.